This is a messenger RNA of Aureobasidium vineae, 1044 nucleotides long. The record is from the annotation of a GenBank genome assembly. NCBI's taxonomy places the organism in Eukaryota, Fungi, Ascomycota, Dothideomycetes, Dothideales, Saccotheciaceae.
AUGAACAAGACACUGCACUGGCAGCAGCGCAUCGCCCUCGUCCGCCACAACCUGCACGCAGCUCACCGUUCGGGUGACUUUACCUUCUUCAAGACCUUGCAGGCCCAAGCUCUGUUCGACAACACCAACCAUGUAGCCACUUUGUCAGCCACUCUCGGUGAUGAGGCUGAUAGUGUGCUUUCUGGCCUUGAUGAUUUGAACGCCUCGAUUGCUCAUGUGCACGAGGACGCUUUCAAGAACGUCUACAACAGUCUGAAGACCUAUCUGCAUGAGUCCCAUGUCGCAAAUGAUGACUGUGACGAGAAGAGCAAGGUCUUUGUCGAUGUGCAGAUGCAGAAGCAGAUGGCAGAUCAUGCAAUUGACAAGGCCACCUCUUCCGCUAUCGCACUCAUCCAGCAGCAACCUGUCAGUGUCCAGGAUACCGCAGCUGCUGUCUGGAUCACCGGCACCAUCAUCAUCGCCGACAGUGUUGAGAUUGUCCUGAAGCAUCUCUCAGCACUCGAGGACAACAUGCACGACUUUAUCCGACUGGAAGAAAGCUGGAAUGGAGUCAAGACCAGCGUCGGGCACAGCGUCUCGGCUUUGAAGGGGGUCUUCAGUCUCAUGAGCGGCGAGCCCGAGCCAGAGUCACCCACCGUCGGCGCCUCGUCGCGCUCGUCGAGCUUCUCUGGAACCGUGUUCCGCCGCUUCUCAAGCGCCUUCAGCUCUGCACCCGUGCCCGGCAGUCGCUCAUCUUCUGGUGGCUCUCGUCCCGGCAGCCGGUCUGGGUCCAUCUCCAACCAGGGCCACCAUGUGCGGUCCUCCUCUUUCCAUGCGACCGACUACAAUGCGCGCAACAGCUUCCGCAAUAGUGUUUCAUCUGCUUGUCCGACUUCUCUGCCCAGCGGGCAGGGGUGGAGACACACUGAGCUUGACACCAUUCCGCCUACUCCUGCGGCUGGAGAUAUUGGCGAUCAAGAGGUCAAUCCGUUCGAUACUUCUGUGCCACCCAUGCCUGAGAUCCCGAGUUUGAUGGAAAUUCGUUCUGAGCAAACGGUUAUGUGA